This is a messenger RNA of Hyla sarda, 3032 nucleotides long. RefSeq names its product telomere maintenance 2 (gene TELO2). Bases 223 to 2724 code for a protein of 833 amino acids. The transcript has 21 exons. Gene Ontology annotation, molecular function: telomeric repeat DNA binding; Hsp90 protein binding. Lineage: Eukaryota; Metazoa; Chordata; Amphibia; Anura; Hylidae. Gene Ontology annotation, biological process: telomere maintenance via telomerase; protein stabilization. Gene Ontology annotation, cellular component: cytosol. The record is from RefSeq and is a predicted model, not a curated record.
GAUCGGGACCUGUAGCCGACGUCAUGCGUCAUUGCUUCUGGCGGCACGUUCAGUGGGUGUACAAAGAUGGCGGCGCAUAACUUCCGGUGAGAAGACCAAGGUGAUGGCGCUCACGAGUUUUAGCCUUGCUGAAUGAUUGAUAAGCGGCAGUCUCGAAAAUUUAAAGAAAAACUGCGCCUGCGUGUUGUUUUGGGACAGGGUAGGUAUACAGCCUCCUAAGAAAUGGAUCAGGUCAUUGUGCCCGUCCCUCAUGAGAUCCAAGAGAUCAUCGCUGAGUUAUCUAAGAUCUGUGAUGGAGAGAGACUGGUGGAGGUCCUGUCCAAGGCCAGACGUUACCUAGGAGGUGGAGCGAACCCGGCCAUGGAUCAGGAGAUCGCAGAGUUUAACAGAACACAUUACACCCCUUUCCUCAGGUUUUUGGUGGCCCAAAUGGGACCUCAGUGGUUUGACUUUCUGACAUCUGACCGUAUGGGCCUAUGGGACAGUUUUUUCUUAGAGGGUCCAGCAGACCAGGCAUUCCUAGUUCUGAUGGACAGCUUGGUGAGAACAGGACCCUGUGUCCGCCUCGAUCGCUGUGUUCAUGUACUGGAGAAGUUCUUGCAGAAUGGAGCUCUGGCCGAGGUCAUAUGGGAAGUUUGUCAGCAGCAGCUGGAGGCCACGCCAACACCGAUCUUACAUGAAGCCAUCCUGAGCAAGAUCUGCAGCCUACCCGAUCAUGUAGCGAAUUGUCUCCAAAAACACACUAAAGAAGUUUUUUUCCCUAAAAACUAUUACCCCCGUGUGGGGAACGCCAUACUGUGCGUACUGAAGAUGGUUUCUGUAUCUCUAAGAGAUGGGAAAGGUUGCUCCAUUUCUUUUGUAUCUCAGCUCCUGGGGAAAGUCUGUAUGCAGGGGCGCCACAGGGAACUGUUUUCUGUACUGGUGCCGCGCCUGACCACUCUGGUCCAAUCGGAUUGCAUCUGGCAGAGGAUCUGUUGGCGACUGAUCGAGUCUGUUCCUGACAGGUGGAUGGAGCCGGUGGUGACUGGGCUAGUUCAGAUGGCAGAUGGGCCUGCGACUCUCUCCAAGUUACUGGGAGAUCUGGUUCUGAAGAAUAAAAAAGCUCAGUUCCUUCUCACUCAGAAGAUGCUGUUUUUGCAGUAUGGUACUAAGAGAGAGACCUUGCAGAACAUUCUAGGAUAUUUGUCUAUGGAGAAAAGUUGCCGGCCAUUAUUGGUUAAGGCCCUGAAGGAGCUUCUAGAAGUCUGGUCAUCUAGCAGUGUAGUCAAACACUCGCCAUAUCCCCAGCUCCUUUACCUGAGUCGCUCCAUAUUUAUUUCCUUGAAUCUCUUGAAUAAAGAAGAAACUGAAGGCUGCAAGCAAGAGAUACUCUUCGCCCUGACCUCUGGGACUCGCCUGUAUCUGGACAGUUCUCUUCCUCCAGUCAGAUGCUUGGGCAUGGUAGUUGCCGAAUGUCUGAGCCGCUAUAUGGAGCCCGGAGGUCCUAGUCUUUCUUUCCAAUAUCAAGAAGAUGAGGAGAUCAAAGACCUCAAGGCUCUGCUGACCCCUCCAUCCAUUUGUGCGGUGAAUCCAGAGGGUGCUAAGGAGAGCUCUCAGUCCAUAAUUCAGCCUUCAAAGAUUGAUAACAAACAGAGUGGGGAGCCCAAGGCUGACACAGGAUCAGACUCAGAAGUCGAUAGUGACGAUGACCUGACUCCAUAUGAUAUGAGUGCUGAUACCGAGCUGAGGAAAGACAAAAUUCCAGCAUAUAUCCGGGAUUGUUUGGAAGCACUGUUGUCAAAUGAUGUGGAGAAACUGGAGGGGACUAUGACUUCAUUAUCCAGCUUGAUUCGUUCAAACCCUUCCGCCACCAAAGAGGUUAGUGCUGAGCUAGUCAAGAUCCUCUUACACCUCGAAGACUGCCCCGGUGUGGAGAACUUCACACAGCUGAGAUACGCAGCCAUGGUUUCUGUCACGGUUAUAGAUCCUAUACCGGUGUCUCAGUAUAUUACCGGAGAAUUCUACGCUUUAAACUACAGCCUGCGGCAGCGAAUGGAUAUAUUAGAUAUUUUAGUAGCCGCCGCUCAGGAGCUGUCAGAGUCUGUGAACCCAAAAAAAGGAGAGGCCCCUGAGAAGGUGACCCAUGAUUUACAGUCUACAAGAAGCACACAUGGGAACCUGAAUGGUGAUGCAUCUGCUGACUGGAGGAAAAUUGUGGAGGAAAGGAUUGCAAACAAAACCAGACGCUUUGCCAAGAGUCAGAAAGCUACCACCCCAGCCUCCACACCAAACAGAUUCCAUGCAGUUGUAGGACACUUCUUCUUCCCACUGAUACAGAACUAUGACAAGCCCGUUGUGACAUUUGACCUCCUUGGAGAAGAUCGUCUGAUCCUUGGGAGACUAGUUCAUACGCUGGGCAUCCUGAUGCACCUGGCUUUAAAUGCUAUGGCUGCUUCUCAGAUGGGGAAGGCAUUGCUGGAAUUUGUGUGGGUCCUUCGCUUCCACACUGAUCCGUUCGUGAGACAGGGUCUCCUGUUCUGCGUGUCCACCAUCCUGCUAAGUGUCCCCUGGGAGCGUCUCAUGACUGACAUGUCUGAAGAGGUGCUGGAAAUGAAAUGCUGGCUGGCAGAUGCGGCGGAGACGGAUGCAGAUGACCAUUGUCGCCGCCUGGCCCUCAAUGCCCUCCUGCUAAUGGAGAAAUUACGAAGUAACCUCCAGCCCCCAACCAGUGAACCUCUGUGCUGACCUCUUGGAAUUCGCAAAUGGUCUAUUGCUGUACUUGUAAACCCAACUAUGGGGCCAUCCUACAGUUUACUGAAAAGUAUCCGCAUAUCUAAAAUAAAACUUCAAUAAUCCGUCACAAGGUAUUGGGACUUUGUGGGAUGCCAGAUUAGCUGUAAUACCAGAGUUUCUCUCUAUCUUGCCCCAUAUCAGCUACUGAGUAACCAGGUCCGCCCCUGCAUGGGAGACCAAUGAAAGAACAGGAUCGGCAUGUUACUGUAAAAACAUUAAUUUUUUUCUUCUCAAUUCAUUUGUUUAGGUGAAAUAAAUAA